This is a messenger RNA of Klebsormidium nitens, 3845 nucleotides long. NCBI's taxonomy places the organism in Eukaryota, Viridiplantae, Streptophyta, Klebsormidiophyceae, Klebsormidiales, Klebsormidiaceae. The record is from the annotation of a GenBank genome assembly.
UGCUGCUUGACCACCACCCGCCGGCUUGAAGUUGAACUUGAAGUUGAACAGUUGAACCGAGCUCUGCACACAGCAGCUCAGUUCUCUUGAAGGUGAAGUGGAAAAGGAAUCUGCUGAUCUUAAAAAGGUGGGGAAGGGUGGCCUCUAGGCUCUAGGAGGGUGGCACCAGUCUUCAGGUCAUCGAACAUCCAGCAGGAAAGGCGACUCGAAGGUGGACCACCGCUUACCAUGCAAGCGGUCCUUUCCCCUUUCAUGGGGAGGGCGUAAAAUGCUAACUCUACCAGGGCGAAUGCACGGGUCUCAUUGACAUUCUGGAUGUUAAACGCCAGAGCAGAUUGGUGCUAACAGCAGAAACCACCUGAUCAAACUUUUGACUCGCUUGAGUGGUUGUCUAGGAAGUUGCGCAACAUGCUCGGAUUUUACUAGUCUCUGGCAGAGCAUCAAAGAGGUCCAUACCGGCAAGGACGCUCUACACGUGCUCGCUUCGGCGAUAAUCUGUGGCUUUGUAUCGGUGCUAGGCCCCCUGCUCAGAGAGACCAUGGGGGACACCAGAAGGGAGAAGGUCCUCCAGAGCUUGGCGUCUAUCGACCCCAUUCAGCUGUGCAAUGAAGCUCGGACUUCAGAGGGAGGCGGUUUGUACGCCCAAUGUGUUGCGGCAGGAUUGAUCUCCAGGGACGGUGCAGCAGUGGGGAGGGGUUAUGGAGCGGAGGAGGCGGCGCGGCUGCAUGCGCUGUUUGACGUGGCGCUGGAAAAUGGACUGGCCGCCCUGGUGUCGCACUACGUCACUGAGGUCUGCAUGGACACAUCGGUGGUUUCCAGCGACGCCAUCGAGACGAAGCUGCUCGACGGGUCCAUCGUUCAGAGCUGGGCCGAGCGGACCCUGCGCACACUGUUCCAAGAGCUGCGGGAUAUUUAUGCCGACCACUCGGAGAAGCAGAAUGCUGACCUCAGCGGCGUCGCCGGUCGGCUCCGCGGCCUCUCGCAUGUCCUCGACGCACUCCUGGCCUCCAUCGCAGACGGCGCCAGUCCGGCACAGCAGCGGCUGCAGGAUCUCAAGGAGGCGCUGCUCAAGGCUAUCCAGCAUGUCGAGGUCUUCUCCUGGUGCUCCCAGCAGCGGUGGUUGGAGCGCCUCCGCCCGCAUCACGCCACCCCCGCGAUUUGGGCCGCUGCGUUCCAAAGACGAAAAGACGCAGCGGCUGCGCGGCACUGGCCGAUCGGAGCUGAGCCAACGACCCCCGGGACGCAAACAACUCUCGAAACCGAUCUCGAGGGGCAGCAAACGCCUGUUGAGGAGACCCCCCAUGAGGCAGGAACGCUGUUCGUGGAGGACGCUCUGGAGCACCUUGGGUUGGGGGAAAGCGAUAAAGAGGAGAGGUCUGAGCCGGCAUUGUGGUUGGAUAGUUUGGCGCAGGAGGGCGCGCGGAGUCCGGAGUCCAGUGGGCGGACUGGGAUGGAGAUUGAGGGGCGCGAGGGGGGACAGCUGUAUCCCCCGAGCAGAGUCAGGGGGGCGGUGGACCUGCUGUUCCUUCGGGGCUGGGCAUCAGAGUUCCUGGCCAAGAAAGCCAUUUUUCUGUACUACUUGUACGACCGUUUCUGGGGCCGUCCGGCCGAGGAGUGGCAGGCAGUGGUGUGCGACUACUGCACUGCGUUCCAUCUUCCGGACUUCUUCCGCAUCGAGUGCCUCCUCUUCUUCCUACUGGACAACGAUGCUCUGGAGGCCCUGCAGGAGGCCUGUCAGCUGCUACCCCAGAUCGCCGGCCCCAAGCUCCACCCCCGCAUCCCCCAAGUCCUCCUAGAACGUGGCGCACCCCAGGAGGCCCUCACCGCACUGCGCGCCAGCGGCCGCCUCCUAUCGCCCUCCCCAGCCCCCCUCCCCCUCGAGGAGGCCGUGACCGCCCUUCGCGCCGCGCUCGCGUGCGGGCCGCUCUCCGAAGCGUACCUCUUUCAACACAACCACUGGGCGGCUCUCCGGGAAUCUCUAGCCGUCCAUGCCAGCAUUGCCCAGCCCGCGGAACCCCUAGAAGAUUCAGACGAAGAACGAGACUUGGGGGAAGAGCUGGCGGUGCUCGUGACCGAGCUCGUGAACUUUUCGGCGAGGGGGGGUGUGCUGCGAGCGAUGGUCGAGCUGCCGUGGGCCCCCGAAGAAGAGGGCCCCAUGGAGACCGCGCUGAUUCAGUGCGCGGAACGGGACCCGGGAGGCGCGGCGGGCAGCCAUCUGGUGGUGUACUAUCUGCUGCGGUGUCGGUAUGCGGAGGCGAUGAUUCGGCACAGGGACGUGAGCCGCUUGGAGGAUGCGUGGGAAGGGGGAGACGAGGCGAAGAGGAGGCGAGCCGCACUGGCGCGCCAGCAGCGGACGAACAUCGUGGAGGCCUGCUACCAGUUGCUGCCAGAGGCAGAGCGCCGUCUUCUGGAGCACCAGCUCGCCCACCCGGAGCCUCCCCCUCCUUCCAUGGACGUCGAUCGAGCGCCCGCUUUCCCCCCGGCCCUUCCCGCCAUCUCGGCAGCCCCUCAGAGCCCGAUCUUUCCGCAACUGCCGGCCAGACAAGCCCGCCUCGCCAACGUGCCCCCCGGUCGGCCGAUGACGUCAUCAUUGCUGCGUCCGCAGACUGCCCCGAACGGGCCGUCCGCGCUGGGGAAAGAAGCGAACGGACGUUCAGAGAAUGGUGCGGAAGAGGGACCGGUAGAUGAACCGACGGAGAAAUGGACUGCCGAUGGGGAUGCAGAAUACAGCCCGCGGCCUCGAAAGCUGCUCUACGACGAGGUGGGGGGAGCCGGGGCCGCGGCAGAGCAGGGCGGUGCGAAUACGCCCGGGGCAGAGGAGGACGGGCUCCAGUUCUACUCUCCCCUGGGCCGAUUCACACCAGACGCGAAUGGGCCUGCAGAGAACGGAGACGAAGCUGGCGGGUAUGGAUAUCGGAUAGGGGCAAGUAACGGCCCGGUGAACGGAGCGGAAAAGGCGGGCGCGUUUGGGAACGCAUCGGGCAGGUCGGGAGAAGGGCUGUUUGCGAAGUGGGGAAUGGCGGACGGUCCGGGCCUGGCAGCGGGGGGGCCGUUUACGAGCCCCAUAAGCGCCGGGGCCGGGCUGAAACGUGGGCGCCAGCCGACGCCUGCUCCAAAGAAGGUCGCAUCGUUCCGAGCAAACGGAGACCUUGCGGAGGGGGAAGAGGACGGGAACGGGACUGAAGAUAAAUUGGCUGACGGCCUGGGGGUCCGAUCGACGGGCCAGGACUAUGGGAAUGAAGAGGGAGCUUGGGCCGGGGGAGGGUUAGGACCGCCGCCUAGGGGGACUUUGUCAGACGAUGUGGACAUGACAGAGAACAUUCCAGCUUCUCCGAGCUUUCAACUGCCCAAACCGCCAACAAUGACGAAUGCAGGCCACACACCAGCUUUCUCGCGCAACGGUGGGAGAGCCCGAUGGAGAGCGGAAGAGGACUUAGAAGAUACGCUUUUAGAUGAGGCUGUGGCAUCCGCUUUGACACCUGGGAUAAAGCGCCCCAAAGCCGGUACUAGCGAAAGGUCGAAAAAGAUUCUUCGCAAGGGGGUGCGAUUGCUUUGAUGCGUGGCCCCCGAGUGAGUAGGGAUUAGUGAUUCUUGCUUUCUGGACCCUGUAACACAAUCUGCAUGGCUCCAGAUAUGCACGCGGCUUUGCCUUUUCUACUUCAAGUCAAUGUCUAGGUCGAUUGAGUCGGCUCAUCUGACCAGAGGUUCACAUACUCACUUGACAGCGAACCGCAAGCGUAGCCAAAGCGUGGCCCCAGUGCAAUUGGUUGUUGCUCCUUGAACUUUUGGACCAGGGCUGGCAGAUUUGCUUCGUUUUGAUACGUACACAGUGAAGCCUGACUUGG